Messenger RNA from Staurois parvus, 330 nucleotides. The record is from the annotation of a GenBank genome assembly. Lineage: Eukaryota; Metazoa; Chordata; Amphibia; Anura; Ranidae.
UCAACGGAAAGAGCCAAUGACGGCACAGUUGAUCAGAGUGCCCUGAUGAUCAGUGUAGCCCCAUCAGUGCCACCUGUCAGUGUCCAUCAAUGCCGCCUGUCAGUCCCCAUCAAUGCCACCUGCCAGUGCCCAUCAGUGCCACAUAAAUUUCACAUAUUAGUGCCUAACAGUGCACAUCAAUGCCACAUAUCAGUGCCCAUCUGAGCUGCCUUUCAGUGCCACCUAUCAGUGCCAGUCAGUGCCACCUAUCAGUGCCAGUCAGUGUCGCCUAUCAGUGCCAGUCAAUGUUGCAUGACCGCACAAUUGUCAUUCAAAGUGUGACAGCACUAA